Molecule: messenger RNA, 2134 nt
Organism: Grus americana (Whooping crane)
Lineage: Eukaryota; Metazoa; Chordata; Aves; Gruiformes; Gruidae
Gene: POMP
Product: proteasome maturation protein
Exons: 6
Coding region: 1174-1680 (168 amino acids)
Biological process (GO): proteasome assembly
Cellular component (GO): nucleus; cytoplasm
Source: RefSeq, a predicted model, not a curated record
GUGGGGCCAAGAUGGUGAGUGCGGGCUGGCGGCUGCGCCGGGCGGGUGGAGGGGGGCGUCGUACUCGUACGGGGCGGGCCGGGCCGGCACCGCCGUGCGUGUGGCAGCCUGUCCACCCCGCUCAGCGGGGUUGCCGCGGGUGGCGGCCGUUGGCCGAGGGGCGCUGGGGCAGUGCUGAGUCAUGGGGUCCGGAGCGGCCAUGGCGGGCGCUUGUGUUGCCGCGUCGGGGUCCUCAGCGCGGCGGGGGGGGGUGGCGCCCCUCGUGUCCCCCUGCGCGGGCCGGUCUCCGCUCGGUCACCGCCGGGCAUCUUCGUGCCGCUCGGGGCCGGGAAGGCGCGAAGGGCGCAUGGCUGCCGUUAAAGCCUUUGUCCUGGGAACGGGGCGGGGGCCGGAGCCCCGGUAAUCCCCAGCCUCCCGGAGCCCCGGUAAUCCUCGAGCCGGGGGCUCUCGCGGCGGGGGGUCGUGCCUCCAGCCUUCGGUGGGUAGCGCUGGUGUCACCACCUAAGACGGACUGGGCACUGGUGUCACUUGAGAGCGUUACUUUUUGGGUGUAUUUCAUGGUUUUCUCCUUACUUUAACUUUGAUCUUCCCUCUUGUCCCAUCUUCCAGGUAAUGUGUCUCUCUAAUGCUUUAAUUUACAGCAAUCUCAGAAAGGUCUGGUCAGUGUUGAGUGUGUUAGUUGGUAAAUGCUUUAUAUGCGUGUAAUAGCAGAUAUUUUAGGGUUUUCUAAUAGCUGUUAGGUUAUUGACAAUUAACAUGUUAGUACAAAAGACCUUAAGUAUGGAUUUUCUAUUGGAUCCAACAGUGCUGCUGGAGGAAACUGCUGCACUGAACAGCUCAUCGCUGUUACCUUCCACAGAUUAUUGCUGUCACUUUCCAGAAUUUAUUAUAUGUUAGCCUAUUGGUAGAGCAAUUUGCAUGAACAAUCCUAAAAUCACUUCAAUAAAAUCGGGCAGGUUAGCAUGAAAUUAGUGGUCUGGGUUAAGAUGGCUUUACUUAGUAAGUCUGUGGAGGUGUGUUUUUCUGGUCUUCUGCCACAAGUUACUGGUUUUCCUUUGUUCUUUCAGUUAACUGGCGUACAAGACCACUUGAAUACACCUUAUCCUCUUUUGGCAGCCUUAAAACAUGGACAAAACAAUUUGAUCUUACUUGAUUGUGUCUGUAUUGAAGUAAAUGAAGGAAUGUUCAGACAUGUGCCUUUCUGUCCUGUCAGCUAAGCAUGACCUGCCACCUUCUUUUCCAUCCCUGCAGCCCAGGAAUUCCAGAGGCGCUGCUUCUCUGUUGAAGGAUAGUAUUCCGAUUACUGAAUUUUCAGCUUCAGGACCAUUUGAAGGUCAAGAUCUUCUGCGUAGAGGCUUUACAAGUGUGAAAAAUGAAUUGUUGCCCAGCCACCCACUGGAGCUGUCAGAAAAAAAUUUCCAGUUAAAUCAAGAUAAAACAAACUUUGCCACACUGAGAAAUAUUCAAGGACUCCACGCGCCUUUAAAGCUGCAGAUGGAAUUCAGAGCAGUGAAACAGGUCCAGCGUCUCCCAUUUCUUCACAGCUCAAACAUGGCGCUGGAUACUCUGAGGGGAAAUGAUGAAUGCAUCGGUUUUGAGGAUAUCCUUAAUGAUCCUUCACAGAGUGAGGUUAUGGGAGAACCGCACAUAAUGAUGGAAUACAAGCUUGGUUUAUUGUAACAAAAUGUACUCCACAAAUGUUUUGUGUGUGUCUUUAUACUGCACAUCUAAAUACAUGAUACUAAAUUGACACUCACAGUGUUAAGCAGUCCUACAGUUAUCAUUUGCCUUCCUUGAUGAAAAGGCACAUUAAAUGUUUAAAGUCUAUAAAUUGUUCUGUGCUUGUUGUCAAUUAUAUAAAUAUCCUGUAACUAGGUAGUUUAAAUAAUUUCUCUUCAUACACUGCUCAGGACAAUAGGAUCUUAACUAUGGAAAUGCUGUAUAUGUAUACAAGAAAUCAAAAAAUACCCUUGCAUUUUAAAGCUGAUUACUGUAGGUAAAUGCAUCAGUGGAUGUUCUUGCAGAAGAACUUUUUAAGGGGAAAAAGAAGGUAUUUUCCAUUGAGUAACUCUUUGUUCAUGACAAUUUCCAUACACUUUUUAAACUAUUGAAUAAAAGUUUGCUAUAAAUGCUA